Messenger RNA from Akanthomyces muscarius, 1899 nucleotides. RefSeq lists its product as uncharacterized. Gene Ontology annotation, molecular function: transmembrane transporter activity. Gene Ontology annotation, biological process: transmembrane transport. NCBI's taxonomy places the organism in Eukaryota, Fungi, Ascomycota, Sordariomycetes, Hypocreales, Cordycipitaceae. Bases 1 to 1899 code for a protein of 632 amino acids. The transcript has a single exon. The record is from RefSeq and is a predicted model, not a curated record.
AUGUCGCACAAAUCUGAGCACCGUCUCAGUGCAGACGGCACCACCAUCAAUGCCGAUCUGAACAGCAAGGAAGCGGAUGGCUAUUCGACGCCGCUUGAGACGCCCGCCACACCCUCGCCGCCGAGCCCAGAGAAGGAGUCCAAAGAGCCACAAACCCUCGAGGCACCCGCAGCCGUCACCACCACCACCACCGACAACGCAACACCCACGUCUUCGACAUCUCCCGACGGCAAUGGCCAUGGCAAGGCGCCGGCCGUGGCCCCCGAGGCGCAGCGCACCAAGCUCGAGACCACGCUCGUCAUGGUCGCCCUCUGCAUCGCCCUCUUCCUCGCCGCCCUCGACAUGACCAUUGUCACGACCGCCGUCCCGACCAUCUCGGCCCACUUCCACUCGACGUCGGGCUACGUCUGGAUCGGCAGCGCCUACAUGCUCGGCAGCGCCGCCCUCGUGCCCACCUGGGGCAAGCUGUCGGACAUUUUCGGCCGCAAGCCCAUCCUCAUGACGGCCGUCGUCGUCUUCUGGGUCGGCUCGCUGCUCUGCGCCCUCAGCACCAGCAUGGGCAUGCUCAUCGCCGCCCGCGCCAUCCAGGGCGUCGGCGGCGGCGGCACCAUUGUCCUCCCCAACAUCUGCGUCGCCGACCUCUUCUCCGCCCGCAAGCGCGGCGUCUACUUUGGCUUCCUCGGCAUGAUCUGGGCCGUCGCCUCGGCCAUUGGCCCCAUCAUCGGCGGCGCCUUUACCCAAAAGGUCUCCUGGCGCUGGUGCUUCUGGGUCAACCUGCCCUGCGGCGGUCUCGCCUUUGCCAUCCUGCUCUUCUUCCUCAAGCUGCACAACCCCCGCACGCCUGUCAAGGCCGGCCUGGCUGCCAUUGACUGGGUCGGCAACGUCCUCAUCGUUGGCGGAACCAUUAUGCUGCUCAUGGGCCUGGAAUUCGGCGGCAGCCAGUAUCCUUGGAACUCUGCCACCGUCAUUUGCCUCAUUGUAUUCGGCGUCGUGGCUAUUGCCAUUUUCCUCUUGUAUGAAUCGCGCAUCGCCAAGUUCCCCGUCAUUCCUGUUCGGCUAUUCAACACUCGAACCAGCAUCGCCACAUACGUGACCUCGUCGCUGCACGCCUUCACCUUCAUCUCUGGAAGCUACUACCUGCCUCUGUAUUUCCAGUCAGUCCUCGGUGCCAACUCCCUGCUCUCGGGUGUAUAUCUGCUGCCGUUUGUCUCUGUCAUGUCCCUCAUGUCUGCCUUUGUUGGCUUUUUCAUCAACAAGACUGGCAAGUACAAGAUUGUCAUUACCAGUGGCCUAGCCUUGUCAACUCUUGGCUUUGGUCUCUUCACUUAUCUCGGAGAUCGCCCUCACUGGGAACGCAUUGUGCUCUUCCAGAUGGUUGCUGGCCUGGGUAUUGGCCCCAACUUCCAGGCUCCUCUCAUCGCUCUUCAAGCCAAUGUUGCACCCAGAGAUAUUGGCGCCGCCACGUCUAGUCUACAGUUUGUGCGCCAGCUCUGCACAGCCACAUCGGUCGCUGUAGGCGGUGUCGUCAUCGCCAACAGGAUGCAAGCUCAGCAAGGCCAUCUGACGGCCGAGCUUGGCGCGGACGUUGCGCGCUUGUUUGCAGGCACUGAUGCCGCCUCCAAUGUCGACCGUAUCAAGUCGCUGCCCGUGGAUGACCGCCAGAUAGUGAGAACGGCUUACUGGAACUCGAUCCAAAUCAUGUUCGCCGUCUUUACCUGCAGCUGCUUCCUCGGGCUGGUCGCCAGCUUCUUCAUCAAGCAGACCACUCUGUCCAAGCAGCAUACCGAGCACAAGACCGGCCUGCAGACGCUCAAGGCCGAGGAGAGGAAGAAGAACCAGAUCAACGACGAGGAGACUGGAAACGCCGCUGCUGUUGUCGCACCAACGACUGAAAAGUAA